This is a messenger RNA of Lampris incognitus (smalleye Pacific opah), 2671 nucleotides long. It is a transcript of the gene cdc27, whose product is annotated as cell division cycle 27. The transcript has 20 exons. Gene Ontology annotation, biological process: cell division. Gene Ontology annotation, molecular function: protein binding. The coding region runs from base 134 to 2671 and encodes 845 amino acids. The record is from RefSeq and is a predicted model, not a curated record. NCBI's taxonomy places the organism in Eukaryota, Metazoa, Chordata, Actinopteri, Lampriformes, Lampridae.
CGGCUGCUGUGUUCAAAUCUCCGGCUGUCCGGCAGCCUGUGGCCUGGAGACUGAAAGUAAACGAAACGGACUGAAACCAGACAAAAGCUGCGAAAACACACGUACACACAGAAGAAGGGAGCCUCGGAGCGGGAUGACGGUGCUGCAGGAACCUGUCCAGGCGGCAGUGUGGCAGGCCCUGAACCACUAUGCCUACCUGGAUGCUGUCUUCCUGGCUGAAAGGCUCUAUGCAGAGGUACACUCGGAGGAAGCACUCUACCUGUUGGCUACCUGCUACUAUCGUUCAGGAAAGCCCUAUAAGGCCUACAGGCUGCUGAAGGCUCAUAGCUGCUCUACACCACAAUGCCGAUACCUGCUAGCCAAGUGCUGUGUUGAACUUAGCAAGCUCGCUGAAGGAGAACAAGUUUUAACGGGUGGAGUUCUUAAUAAACAGAAGAGUCAGGAUGACAUCAUUACAGAGUUUGGAGACUCUGCCUCCUUCACCCUCUCACUGCUUGGACACAUAUACUGUAAGACAGAUCGUGUUGCCAAAGGGUCAGAGUGUUAUCAGAGGAGUUUAACUCUCAACCCCUUUCUCUGGUCGCCUUUCCAAAACCUCUGUCACCUAGGGGAGAAGCCAGACCCUGAUCAGGUCUUUAGACUGUCUUCACUUCACAACUUCUCUGUGGCCCCACCUCCUCCUCCUGUUAGCCCCGCCCAAAACCCCUCCCACCGCCUAGACACUGCCCUGAUGGAGACCCCUCAGGACACACUGGAGUUAAAUCGUUUGAAUCUAGAGUCAUCCAAUGGAAAGCUGACAUCUGAUUCAUCAGUUUCCUACAUUGACUCCUCCCUCAUCUCCUCAGACAACAGCUCUAUACUUGCCAAUACGGUGACUAUGGGAUCAGCUGGCUCCCUAUUGGCCAAACAGAACAAACCCAAAAGUGGGCGGAAUUUGCUGGGAGGACCCACUGCUCUCAGUCCACUGACACCAAGUUUUGGUAUCCUGCCGCUAGAGCCCAGCCCAGGAGACCCCUCAUAUCUCCAGAACUUCUCUGGUGCUAUGGACACCCAGCAGACUGGAGCCAGCAAGAAGUCUGUGUCUAGGAUCAGUCAGUCCAAGUCGGUGUUCAGUCAGAGUGGAAACAGCAGAGACGUUCUGCCCAUGCCUUUCAACCAGUCACAGAGCUCUGUUCCUCACAGCAGUACUGCUCCUCAGGUCCUCAGUCCAUCUCUAGCUGCUCCUCCCAAUGUUCAGCCCAGACGAAGCACCAGACUGUUUACUAGUGCCAGUUCUACUGCCAAGGAGAAUAGUAAGAAGUUAAAGAUGAAGUUUCCUACUAAAAUACCAAACAGGAAGGCAAAGUGUAAACCCGCUAAAGCCUCCAACAGUAACCUGAAUGAUAGUCUGGACAUCCUGAAACUGGACCCAUCUCUGUCUGAGACCAAGUCUCCGCAGUACCAGGCUCUGAGUCUGCAGAGAGCAACCACAGAUGGAGUCCUGUGGCUACUAAGAGAGCUGGCUCGUGGCUACCAGGCUCUGUGUUCGUAUAACUGCAGAGAAGCCAUCGGCAUCCUGUCAUCGGUGCCCUCACACCACUAUAACACAGGCUGGGUCCUCACCCACAUUGGACGAGCCUACUUUGAGCUGGCAGAGUACAUGCAGGCAGAGAGGAUGUUUAGUGAGGUGCGUCGUAUCGAGUCCUACAGGAUGGAGGGGAUGGAGAUUUACUCCACUACCUUGUGGCACCUUCAGAAGGACGUGGCGUUGUCCGCCCUGUCCAAGGAGCUGACAGACAUGGACAGGAACGCUCCAGAGGCCUGGUGUGUCGCAGGAAACUGUUUCAGCCUACAGAGGGAGCAUGAUAUUGCCAUCAAGUUCUUCCAGAGAGCCAUCCAGGUGGAUCCAGGAUUUGCAUAUGCCUAUACUCUGUUGGGCCAUGAGUUUGUUCUGACUGAAGAACUGGACCGAGCCCUGGCUUGUUUUCGUAACGCCAUCAGAGUCAACAGCAGACACUACAACGCAUGGUAUGGUCUGGGGAUGAUCUACUACAAGCAGGAGAAGUUCAACCUGGCAGAGAUCCACUUUAAGAAAGCCCUCAGCAUCAACCCUCAGAGCUCUGUCUUGCUGUGUCAUAUCGGGGUGGUGCAGCAUGCAUUGAAGAAAUCAGAUCAUGCUUUAGAGACUCUGAACAGAGCGAUCAGCAUCGACCCCAAAAACCCAUUGUGCAAAUUCCACCGAGCCUCCAUCCUGUUUGCCAACGAUAAAUACAAGGCUGCUCUUCAGGAACUGGAAGAGUUGAAACAAAUUGUCCCCAAAGAAUCUCUGGUUUACUUCCUCAUAGGCAAAGUGUAUAAGAAAUUGGGUCAGACCCAUCUGGCUCUAAUGAACUUCAGCUGGGCAAUGGAUUUGGACCCCAAAGGAGCAAACAACCAGAUCAAAGAAGCCAUCGAUAAACGCUACCUUCCUGAAGACGAAGAGCCUGUCACUGAGGACUACCUCUAUGAAUCAGCUGCUUGGAUGUACACAAACCCGGUUACCGACUGUGGCAUAGAAGUUGUGAGUGAGUUAAUGCAGCCUGAGUUGAGCUUCGGGCAGGGAGCAGGGAUCUGGGCUAGGAGAGUUCAGCUUCGGGCAGGGAUCUGGGCUAGGAGAGUUCAGCUUCGGGCAGGGAUCGGGGAUCUGGGCUAG